CAUCAUCAUAUCCUCAAUCCUCUCUCUCUCUCUCUCUCUCACAAUUAAUACUUGAAUUCAGUCGCCAUCUUUUGAAUCAAAUCGAUAUCAUUGUGUUGUGCUGUUCAUAUUUGGGGGUGUUGUAGAUCCUACAAUCAUUAUGUUUCUUGCAACUUUAGUUGUAUUUUUGGUGGGGGUGAUUGGUUUCUGGUUGGUUCCUAGGGUAUUAUCACGGACGUCCGUAGGACACUUCUUACAGAAUAAGUGGAGAUUUUUGGAGGAAGGUUUUCAUGGGCACCAGUUGUACAAAAUCCCUAGAUUCAACCAACACAUGCAGGAAAAUCAAGUUUAUCGCAAAGUUUUCGUCUAUCUUAAUUCACUACCUUCAGCGGAAGAUUCCGAUUUUGUUAAUCUAUUCUCAGGUAAUAGCAAACCUAACGAGAUUAAUCUCGUGAUCGAUGCUGCACAUGAUCAGAUCUUUUCAGAUACGUACCUUGGUUCACGAAUUUUCUGGAAGUUCGACAAGGAUUGUUUGGUUUUGAAGAUGAGGAAGAAAGAAAAACGUAGAAUUCUCUCUUCGUACCUUCAACACAUUCAUAAUGUUGCCGACGAAAUCGAGAAGAAGACGAAGCAAACGAGGCUAUACAUCAACGCCGAGAACCAACCGGAGAAGAACGGACGGUGGAUAUCAGUACCGUUUACUCAUCCAGCAACAAUCGACACGGCGGUGCUAGAUUCCGAUCUCAAAAACAAGAUCAAGUCCGAUUUAGAAUCGUUUUUGAAGUCCGAACAGUAUUACCACCGUCUCGGCCGUGUCUGGAAACGGAGUUAUCUACUUUACGGUCCUUCCGGCACCGGAAAAUCGAGCUUUAUCGCCGGAAUGGCAAACUUUCUUCACUACGACAUCUAUGACGUCGAUUUAUCCAAAGUCGCCAACGAUUCCGAUCUGAAAUUGCUUCUACUACAGACAACGAGCAAAUCCAUGAUCGUCGUUGAAGAUUUAGACCGGUAUUUGGUUGAGAAAUCAACGGCUGUAAAUCUAUCUGGAAUUCUAAAUUUCAUGGAUGGGAUCAUCUCAUCCUGCGGUGAAGAACGCGUGAUGAUCUUUACGGUCAGUAGUAAAGAUCAAAUUGAUCCAACGGUUCUCAGGCCUGGUAGAAUAGACGUUCACGUGCAGUUCCCCUUAUGUGAUUUCCCGGCCUUCAAAACCCUUGCCAAUAGCCAUUUGGGGAUCAAAGAGCACAAGCUUUUCCCACAAGUUGAAGAGAUUUUUCAAAGCGGUGCGAGUUUGAGCCCUGCCGAGAUUGGCGAGAUCAUGAUAUUUAACCGCGGUUCACCGACCCGUGCUCUUAAAACCGUCAUGAAUGCGCUAAAAUCAAAUAGCGACACGAAGGUGACGAGUGUAGCUAGCAGCAAGAUGGAGGAACCGAUGAGACUGACACAUAGUGUUUCGGUUGGCGGUGCACUUGGGGUGCCGUCAGGGUUGAUGGGUCACGGUGGGUCAAGCGGGUUACCACCAAGAUUGAUGCAUAGUGGGUCGGCUAGAACCGUUGAAGAAUCAGGUGAUUCAGGGUUCUUUCGGCGAGAUAGUGUUCCGUCAGUUAAAGAAUUUAGAAAAUUGUAUGGACUACUGAAGACCAAAAAUAGUAAGAAGGAGUUCCUUGAUUUCGAUAGGUCAGAGAAGCAAAAUUCUCGACAUGAAAUUGGGUUGUAAAUCUGUUACGGUGCAAAGUUUUUUUUUUUAGUUUCUGCUGUAA
Molecule: messenger RNA, 1736 nt
Organism: Cynara cardunculus var. scolymus (artichoke)
Lineage: Eukaryota; Viridiplantae; Streptophyta; Magnoliopsida; Asterales; Asteraceae
Product: AAA-ATPase At2g46620-like
Exons: 1
Coding region: 140-1693 (517 amino acids)
Molecular function (GO): ATP binding; ATP hydrolysis activity
Source: RefSeq, a predicted model, not a curated record